GUCGGAUAUUCGAUCAUCAACAAUGCGUAACGAUGCUCUCCACCAACGCACAGUGCGGAAGCUUGAUUUCCUCUUACUGCCCUUUCUUGCUCUGCUCUUCUUGUUCAACUCACUCGAUAAAUCCAACAUAGGAAAUGCCGAGUCGGCACACUUCACAGCAGACAUCGGCCUGCAUAAGGAAGACCUCAAUACGGCCGUCGCCCUCUUCUUUACCUUCUUCGUGGCCCUACAGCCCGUCGGCGCCGCUCUUGGACGGCGAUAUGGUAUGGUGCUGUGGGUACCGUCGUGCAUGCUCCUCUGGGGGAUAUCAACGGCACUGCAUGUUUGGGUGAGAGCCCGGUGGCAGCUAUUCACUCUCCGUAUCAUCAUUGGUUGUCUAGAAGCUGGCUUCUACCCCGUCACUGUCUCCUACCUCUCCCUCUUCUAUACUCGCUUCGAAUUUGGCCGCCGCCUCAGCCUCUUCUACGGCCAAGCUGCUUUCGGAGGAGCGCUGGGUGGCCUGAUCAGCUAUUUCGUCUUCUCUCGCUUCCCCGAGCAGCGUUUGCAACCUGCUGGGCUGGAUCCAGAAGUCAGCACCAGGUGGCAAUCAUGGCAGGUCUUGUUCCUGCUUGAGGGGGUACUGACAAUCGUCACUGCGCUUACGGGAUAUUUUUGGCUGCCGCACAGUGCCGACACAGCGUGGUUUUUGACUGUCGAGGAGCGCGUGUACGCUUCAGAGCGCAUCGCUCGGGACCGCUCCUCUGAUCCUGAACUCUCAACUGUUGAUGUCGGCGACGACGACGAUGAGCCCGUGUUCAAUCAUGAGUCCCGUAGAUUGCUUAAUCCCUCUCACCCCACCACCCCUCUGGCUGGGGCCGAAACUCGAGCCAUCACUGAUGACCGCGGUCUAACGCCGCACGACGUAAUCUCUGCUUUUCUCUCUCCAAAUAUCUGGCACAUUUUGGCCUGUAAUAUUCUCUCUUCAAUCCCGGUUUAUGCCUUCUCCGUCUUCCUACCUCUAGUGUUGGCUCCACUAACGAAAACCCCCAGUCCAGCUCUAGUCAACCUUCUCACAGCACCUCCGUAUAUCUGUGGCGCCAUUACUUUAUAUUUCUUCGCGAGCUAUAGCGACCGCAAACAGCAGCGAAUCGCGCCCGUUCUGGUCGGUUUGACCCUGCUGUUAGUUGGUCUCACGUUUGUAGUAGCCCUGCCUACAUCGAGGGCAUGGGCUAUUCCACGCUAUCUGGGACUCAAUGUCCUCCUGUCUGGGACCUUCAUUGCAUCACCCCUGACCGUGGCCUGGAUUUCUGGCAAUACCCCGUCACCCGGAAAAAGAGCUCUCCUGCUUGGCAUCAACGGAUGGGGAAAUCUCGCUGGAAUAUUUAGCGCAUUACUCUUCCAACCAAAGUAUGCGGCGACCGGAUAUAUCUCGCCAUUCUGGUGGACCUUGGCUUGUGUUGGGGUUGCAAUGGCAGGCUAUGUUCUCUUCUGGAGGAAUCUGAACGCUGAAAAUGAAAGGCGCAGGCAGCUACUGCUUAACUGGAACGCAGAGGAAUUAGAGAAUGAGAAGCUAAGCGGCACAGGACCAUUCAGGAGUGAGAAUUGGGUACUGAGUUGGAUAACUAUAGGUCUAAAGAGGGUUGAGAGUGCACAAUGGGCGGUAGAAUGGUUGGAAGAAGCUACCGCAGGGGGAAGAGAAGGCGAUGACAGGAUCACAUUCAUCUAUGGGUUUUAGGAUUAAGCCCGCGAUGAAUUGCACUGACUCCUGAUGUAUGGCAUCAGCAUUUCUAUGGCGUUCGGUGACUGCCACAGCAUAUCUUAAUCGAUAUUCAGUGACUAUCAGGGCAUUUUGGAUACUACUCUGGCCUUUGGAGGGUAGGGUGGACAGGCCUGAAUUACGCAGCUUGUUAGGGAUUUUCUGGCGCUAUCGGCUAUAAGACAUCUAGGUUCUGAGUUAUAACCUUUUUG
This is a messenger RNA of Lindgomyces ingoldianus, 1947 nucleotides long. Its product is annotated as MFS general substrate transporter. Gene Ontology annotation, cellular component: membrane. Gene Ontology annotation, biological process: transmembrane transport. NCBI's taxonomy places the organism in Eukaryota, Fungi, Ascomycota, Dothideomycetes, Pleosporales, Lindgomycetaceae. Gene Ontology annotation, molecular function: transmembrane transporter activity. The record is from RefSeq and is a predicted model, not a curated record. The transcript is spliced from 3 exons. The coding region runs from base 23 to 1714 and encodes 563 amino acids.